UUCGGGCCUGAGGGGAGAAAACCGCAACUGAGGACGUUGGGGGCCGGCGGCUGCGGUGCGGGAGGCGGCAACGGGACGGUGACGCGCGGUUGGCGCGCCCGGGGUCCGGCUUCUGCAUCCGAGUAGAGAUGAAUACGGCCAAGGCCCGGGUGGGGCCCGCGGCUGACCGGCCUGCGCCACCCGAGGAGAAGGAGGGCGAGGCGGGCGGGAAGGAGCCGGGGGCGGACGCGGCCCCCGGGCCCAGCGCCGCGUUCCGCCUCCUAGUGACUCGGCGGGAACCGGCGGUGAGGCUGCAGUAUGCGGUGAGCGGCCUGGAGCCGCUGGCGUGGUCCGAGGACCACCGCGUGUCGGUGUCCACGGCCCGCAGCAUAGCCGUGCUGGAGCUCAUCUGCGACGUGCACAACCCGGGCCAGGACCUGGUUAUCCAUCGCACCUCGGUGUCUGCGCCUCUCAACAGCUGCUUCCUCAAAGUUGGCUCAAAAACGGAAGUUGCUGAGUGUAAGGAGAAAUUUGCCACCUCUGAAGACCCCACAGUCAGUCAGACUUUCAUGUUGGACAGGGUGUUCAACCCUGAGGGGAAGGCUUUGCCACCGCUGAGAGGAUUCAAGUACACUAGCUGGUCCCCCAUGGGCUGUGAUGCUAAUGGCAGGUGCCUCCUGGCAGCACUGACCAUGGACAAUCGCCUGACCAUCCAGGCUAACCUCAACAGACUGCAGUGGGUCCAGCUGGUCGAUCUGACGGAGAUUUAUGGAGAACGUCUUUAUGAGACCAGUUACAGGUUCUCUAAAAGUGAGGCCCCGGAAGGGAAUCUCAGGGAUUUUGCUGAGUUUCAGAGAAGACACAGCAUGCAGACACCAGUCAGGAUGGAGUGGUCAGGCAUCUGUACCACGCAGCAGGUCAAGCAUAACAACGAGUGCCGCGACGUGGGCAGCGUGCUCCUGGCCGUCCUCUUUGAAAACGGUAACAUUGCUGUGUGGCAGUUUCAGCUGCCGUUUGUAGGAAAGGAAUCUAUCUCUUCAUGCAACACAAUUGAGUCAGGAAUCAACUCUCCUAGUGUUUUGUUUUGGUGGGAAUAUGAGCACAAUAAUCGGAAAAUGAGCGGCCUUAUUGUGGGGAGUGCUUUUGGACCUGUGAAAAUUCUUCCUGUCAAUCUCAAAGCAGUUAAAGGCUAUUUCACAUUAAGGCAGCCUGUCGUCUUGUGGAAAGAAAUGGACCAGUUGCCAGUACACAGCAUCAAGUGUGUACCACUGUAUCACCCUUACCAGAAGUGUAGUUGUAGUUUAGUGGUGGCCGCAAGAGGACCCUAUGUGUUUUGGUGUCUUCUUCUGAUCUCCAAAGCAGGUCUGAAUGUUCACAAUUCUCACGUCACAGGCCUGCACUCACUGCCGAUUGUCUCCAUGACUGCAGACAAGCAGAAUGGGACGGUAUAUACUUGUUCCAGUGAUGGGAAGGUGAGGCAGCUGGUUCCCAUUUUCACAGAUGUUGCAUUGAAGUUUGAACACCAUUUGAUUAAACUCUCGGAUGUGUUUGGCUCAGUGAGGACACACGGGAUAGCCGUGAGCCCCUGUGGUGCGUACCUGGCCGUCAUUACCACCGAGGGCAUGGUCAACGGCCUCCAUCCCGUUAACAAGAACUACCAGGUUCAGUUCGUUACUCUCAAAGCCUUUGAAGAGGCAGCUGCUCAGCUUCUGCAAUCUUCAAUUCAAAAUCUUUUUAAGCAGGUAGAUUUAAUAGACCUAGUACGUUGGAAGAUUUUAAAAGAUAAACGUAUCCCUCAAUUUUUACAAGAAGCUGUGGAAAAAAAGAUUGAAAGCAGUGGGGCCACCUAUUAUUGGCGUUUCAAACUCUUCCUCCUGAGGAUUUUAUACCAGUCGAUGCAGAAAACCGCUUCAGAAGCCUUAUGCAGACCCAUCCUUGAGGACUCAAAAAUCUUACUAGUUGACUCACCUGGGACGGGCAAUGCUGAGGGCGAGCAGCAGGAAGAAGGCACUUCUUCCGAACAGACGAAUAAGCAAGGCCUUCAGGAGAGGAGCAAAGAAGGUGAUCCAGAGGGCCCCACAGAUGACUCACUCGCUCAGUCUGGAGACACUGGAGGCCGAGAGCCAAUGGAAGAGAAACUCCUUGAAAUCCAAGGGAAAAUUGAAGCUGUGGAAAUGCACUUGACCCGGGAGCACAUGAAGCGAGUCUUAGGCGAAGUAUACCUGCACACCUGGAUCACAGAAAACACUAGCAUCCCCACCCGGGGACUCUGUAACUUUUUAAUGUCUGAUGAAGAGUAUGAUGACAGAACCGCACGGGUGCUGAUCGGACACAUCUCAAAGAAGAUGAACAAGCAAACUUUCCCUGAGCACUGUAGUUUGUGUAAAGAGAUUUUGCCAUUCACGGAUCGCAAACAGGCAGUCUGUUCCAAUGGCCACAUUUGGCUCCGGUGCUUCUUAACCUACCAGUCCUGCCAGAGUUUGAUAUACAGAAGGUGUUUGCUCCAUGACAGCAUUGCCCGCCAUCCAGCCCCGGAAGAUCCUGACUGGAUUAAGAGGUUACUGCAAAGCCCCUGCCCUUUCUGUGAUUCUCCUGUCUUCUGAAUGUCCACGAUGGGAAGAUGGAAAGGGCAUGUACUCUGCUGUGGAAAGCGCCGUCCAGCCCCAAGAGCUAGGACGCGCAAGAGGAGAGGCGCCCUUCAUGACUGUACAUAGGGCGUGGGGACUCACUGCUGAAGUGCGUUCUCUGCCUCCAGGGACUAAAGGGUGUCUUUAAAGUGACUGAGUGCAGAGAUUUUAAGUCCUUUUGAGAUGAACAUUAUCCCCCAACUCCUUGCCAAUGAGGAACACUUAUUUUUCAAGUGUCUUGACUAAAGCAGUUUGAACAAAACGCAUGCCCUGUCACUUCUCAGAACAGAAUGGUCCAUUCUAGGGAGUAUGGAUAAGGGCCUUGCUGGGCCGACUUAGGCUUUUUAAUCCUGGCCUUGGUCUGGAACUGUCUUGUGGCUCCAGGGAGCUUUAAUUACCUGGCACGUGGUAUGCAGUGUCCCAACAGAUAUUAAAGUGUCUGAAACAACCUGUGGGCCUGAUAUUUUGUUCUCAACAAAUAGCUGCAGAUCUGCAUCCUGCCAGUUGUUUUUCAUGCAUAUUGAAAACAUUUUCUUAAAACUAUAUAUUUUAAAGAGGUUGAAGCCAAAACUAAAGUUGGUUUUAAUGUGUCAAAAGAUCAGGUGACUCUUGUAAGUUAAUAAUUGUGACUUAUUUUUAAUGAUCUGUCCCAUGUCAUCAGUUUCCUGCUCUGACUCCUUCACAGGUAUAAGGAUGUCAAGUAUUCCUGGUCAUCUGCGUUACAACCCUCUUCAGACUUCCUGUGACAACUUGGUGAGAUAUUUGUACAUAGAGGAAAACUAAUAUUUUCUCCUUUUAGUAUUAAAUUAAAACAUUUAAUAUUUUUAAUGUUGAUAUUUCCAGACGUAUCAUUUAUAGCCCGAGUCUGUCUAGAGACUUCCAGAAAGAGACAGGCAGCUCAGAAGUGUGGACCCUUGAGCUCUGGUGCUAUCGUGUGUGUAGCUCAGUCAACCAGAGGCUGGGAAUUCCUUCUCUCUGCAAAGGUCCUCGAUACUUAUAAUACAGGUAUUUUCCUGUGGACUGUUAAGAAGAGAUGUUAGACAUUAAUUGGUCUUAAAACCUACAUUUAAAAAUAGACAUUCUAGAACUACAGUGUUACUGGAUUUUUAAAAUAAGUAUCCUAGGGAUUGGUGCUAAUUAACAGGACUGUAACGAACUCACCUUGAAAUGGUGCAUAUUUCUGGAAAGUUGGUUGGGAAAUACAAAAUGUGAAAUUUAAGCGAUAUUAAACCUUUAUUCUAACACUUAUUCUUGCUUUUAUUUUUGUAUCCUUAGUGAGAGACGUUUUGUCCCCACUGAGAAACACUGGCUGUUUGGGGAGCGUGUAACAGAAACACCGCUCCCGCCUGUAGGCUCUCUCCCCCUAGUGUCUUCCCUGCUCUGUCCGUAGGUAUUGGAGACAAGAGCCCUUAAGAGGCACUUCCAGCCAGUCUGCUUUGAAAUGUCUUUUGUUUCCCAUUCAGAUUUUUGUUUUUGUCUCCUGUGUUUAAUUCUGUAUUUCUGCUGCUGUUUAAUUCUGCUGGCAUCGUCUGCUUAUCUUUCCUCAUUUUGGUGGUAAUUUCAAGAGGAGUGUUUAUCCAGACUUUAGGGUCCAGCAUGUUCAAAUGAUUGUCAAGGAAGAGAACCAGGCAGCAUUCAAAUCAGGAAGAACACAACUCGGAAAGUUGUAUAGUUGCGAUCAUUUGUGCCUAGAGCUGUUUCACUUUACAGUCAAUAUGACAGUAAAAAUUGAGAUCCUGUCAAGGCAUUACUGCAGUUUUUAUACUCACAGCAUGCUUAGUCUCACUUAUUUUUUUUUUUCCUAAUCAGAGUUAGUAGUUGAUUUGUUCUUAUUGGGGAAUUUUGUGCUGCUGCCGUUUAAAACUUACGUUUUUAUUUAAAGCAGUCAUGCAUUUGGGGGGAAAAUUUGACUCUUAGGAAUAAACUAAAAAGGGUCACCUGAGUUACUUUGUAUGUCUGGGUAGCAGUGAACAUGGCAACUCUUUUACUAGAACGUGGCUUCUCUCUGGGGGGGGGCUCUGCCCAAUGGCAUUCUUAAGGCUGAAGUCCAGCCAGCACCUGCCUCAAAUUCCUGCACACCGAGGUGGGAGCCCUCCGCCCCCCUCCCCACCCCUCCCUACCCCUCCCUUCUUCUGUGGAGGUUAAUCCAUUGACCUGUGAGAACGAGAGGAGAUUUUCAGUUAAUGGCAGAUCACAAACACAGUGCACUUCCGAAUGUCCUAAGGGUCAGCAUACUUGGUGACAGAGUGCUGAGCAGUGGAGCCCUGGAAGAGCGUGAGGGACACCGGGAAAUGGUCUCUCCUGGUUUACACUUACCAUGUCCUCCAGACCUUCCUAAAACUUACCUGAUCUGUGUAGUGGGUUUCAAGUUAAUUUCAGCUGUCACUGCUCCACGGCGUGGAUGAGACGGCCGCGAUGCCACUGCUUUGCCUGAAGGUGCAGGAGCAAAGGUCCUGUGCAAUUAGACCUUCUAAGCCACGACAGCGUUGCAUUUUGGGAGUCUGAUAGCCACACCUGUGUCACACUUUCUCUGUUGAGGGUUAAUGUGUUCCUGUUAUUCUAGAUAAGAAAUUGAUAGUUUGUUAGGCUUGAUAUUCAUUCUGAAAUCCUCAUAUGUCCACUACCCAGACUUCAAGCCAUCUCUGCCUACUGUUGUAUCUGCCAAAACUACCAAUUAUUUUUCAGUGUCAGGAGUUAUUAGAACCACUGGCGAAGCUCAUGGUCGAGGGUGACAUUUUUCUGCUUCUCCCUCUAGGAAGUUUUUGAGAAUGUUAAUGUUGGGGCGUGUGGGCUAGACCUAUUAGCAGCCUUCACCAGUUAGGUUAAAAGAAUGUCAAAGAGUAAUAAUUGAAUAUGAAAAUAUAUUCUGUUGUAACUGUAAUGGUGUCAGAUAAUAUGCAGAAGAAAUCAAGGCUCAUUGGUCUUGUCUGGAGGAACACAGAGCUGCUUUUUCAGAGCACCCGCUCUCCUGGCAGCACUGAACUGUGUUGGGGUUUAGUGAAUUGCCGCGGCUCCUGGAAUGAAAGCAGGAAUUACUGGCACUGUACGAUUUCCACGGGUCUAUCCAUCCUCUCUGCUCCUGACCUCCCUCUCCCUCGCUUUUCCUUCCAGGAGAGGUCCUCUCCAUUUCCAUCCCUUUAGUUCUCUCAGAUUUGAAAGAAAAAUAGGUUUGUGAUAAAAUUUCUAAAAACUAAAUCACAUAGCAGGUCUCCCUUCCUAGAAGAAACUACUAAACAGUAGUUUUUCUUUCUAAGAGUAAUAGUGUUAGUUGUUAACAACUUGAUGAACUGUAUCUGGUUUUCUUCAAAACUCUGAAUCAUAAUUUCCCUGUUGGAAAUUUCCCGCCCCUUCAGGCUGGACUUUGGGCAGAGUGGGCUGGAUUUCAGCUCCCUGCCACCACCCACUCUGCUCCCCAAGCCAGUUAUUCCUGACAAGGAAAAAAAAUUCUGGCUAUAUUCAAAGUCAGCAGGCCUAAUUUUCUUAAGGGAAAGAUAGGUUCUGCCCUUUUUUCUUUUUAGAGAUGGGACAGCAGAAACAGCAAAUAGCUGGACACAUAAAAGCACCUCUUUAUGGCUAGCCCUGCAUGGACUGUUGGGGUCUGCAGGCUUCCAUGAUGGAGUGUGAACAAACACAUCCCUGUGCUCUCACGCUGCUACCUGUGUGGGUGGGGCUCAGCAGCUCUGUUGACAGCAGAGCGGCUCGGGCAUCUAGCCUCUCCCCUCACCAUCGUCAGAUUGUAAAAAUGCCUCUAUAGCAGAUCUAACUGAAGUGACGUGGUUGCGCUUUAGCUGUUAGUGGAAGUAUCAGCUGGCAGUUUCCAGCAGCGUUUUAGACCAUGUCUCCAGUCUCAUAGGUAUUAAGCUUUGAACUGCUCUUUCUUGAUGCUAAAAGAAGUUUUUGGAGCUAGGAUCUUCAUGUGAUAACCUGGUAUCUGCAGUUCAAGCUGACGUUAGAGCGUGUGAGAUUUGACUGUCCUUAUACUGAAUUAAGUCAGCUUUGCAGAGUUGCUUCUAAUGAUCACUCUCACCACAGCAUCGCCAUCCUGAUGUACAGCAGGGUUUUUCAGAAGAUGCAGACUUGUUUCCCUGGCACAGAUACACAUCAGUAUCAGGACUGGCUGGCUGGCCUGAGUCUGGUAAAUAGGGUGCAGCCUCCUAUCUGCAUGUAUGGUUUGUUUUAAGAUGGCUGUUUCUGAAAACUUGCUGUAGAAAUCAGUAAAUUUAACAGGGGAGAGACUUUAUAUAAAGAAGUCCUGUAAAGAAGUUAAUCUUUUUGUUAUAUACAUAUGUAUGCCCCCAACCUCUUAAUCAGAUUAGGUGAUUCAGCUUUUAUCUUGCGUUUUAACUUAUAACUAUACUCCAGGGGGGGAGACUUAAUAUACAAUAUGAGGUCCUAGACAGUGAGUUUAUUUACCACAGUAUUAUAUGGUUAACCAACAUGGUGUUCACUUAUUCAUUCAUUCAUUCAUUCAUCCCAGGCUUGGGAGGAGCUGCAAAGGGGGAAUGAUGAUACUUUCAUACUGAUGUGAUAAAGCAAAGGUGCAGGCUGUCUAGUUGAAAUAUUGUAAAUGGGUUGGUGGACUUGAAUUUCAGAACUCUAAAUCUUAUAGUUAUUUCUAAGGUAAAAACUUGCUUACCUCACUAUUAUGAAGUCCUGUUAGUUUCAUAGAAAGAUCCUGUGAAAUGGUCUCAUUGGAUGGUGUAAGAGGUGGUGGCUUUGAAGCAUUUCAUGUGUUAUCAGUUUGACUCUUGGCUAACAGACUGGUGAGGUCUAGGGUGUUUUGUUUUGUUUUUGGUAUUAAUGCAAAAAUGAAUUAUAUCUUUUUCAAGACUGACUCAGAUUUGUACUUCAGUGUAUGAAAAGAAAGUGAACAUCAAACUUGUGUAUACAGAAAUAAGACUGUAUAGAAAACUAAGUCUGUGUUGUGUAGAGUAGUAUAUAUUUUGUUUAUCCAGUGCCUGUGCUAUCUUUGUGCUUGGCUUCAAAUUAUGUGUUUGUUUACAUAUGACAUUUUUUGAAAUAAAAAGAACAGGCAUCUAAAAACUUAAGGUUAUAGAAAGGAGAUGGUUUUUUAAUGCUUACCAUCUGAUUAGGUGGUGUGUUUUAAGCUUUUAGUGUGUAAAUAAAAAAAUUUUAAGAAUAAUAGCACAUUUUGCUUGGAACACCCCCAUCCAGGAGAAUUGGCUGCUUCUCUGCAUUAUACGUAUGUACAUAGUGUUCAUUAUUAGAUUGUAAGCUCCUCAAGGGCAGGGACUGUCUGUCUCAUCUUGGUAGUUCCUGCAGCACCAAGUGUCAAGUGCCUUGCACAGAGUAGGUGCUGGUGAUACAGAGAAUGAGUGAGUAACUUCCUGCCACCUGUAAGACGAAGCAUGGUUCACUUUUUCCAGUGUGCUCAAAACUGCAAGGAACUGAUGACCGGAAGAGGGCAGAAUUCUUUCUUGGGUUUGAACUGGGUCUCCUGGGCUGAAGCAGACCAUGCUAUAUCCUUUGCACUAGUUAUCUUCUUUCCCUGAAGAUAUACUGGUGUCCUGAGCUUUUAUCUGAUAGUAGGGCAGAGGUUUCUGGGAAAAGUUUGAAGUGGGAAAGAUUAUAGAGAAAAUGAAGUGGAAAUUAUGGAGGGUGUUUGUCAAAUGCAGUCCUGUGGGGCAAUCUUAUUUUAGUUAUUACUAAAGAAAAGGGUAGCAGAUUCUCUUUCUUUACCAGUUAGCUGGUUGGCCAAUUUUGCAGUUAAUGAAAGAUCAUUGGUUUUUUAGCUUUUUCCCAUUUUGGAUCCCCCGCAAUUGCUCUUAGGAUUCUGGUACUUAGAGUCUAUUGAAGUUGCUGUGAAGAUCCAGUGCUAUACAUAAUGGCAGUUUUGUAAAUGUGAAAUAACCUCAAUUACGUUGUGUUUUGUACGCAGAGCCACUGGUAUUGGUAUCUUGGCCACUUUUUUAUUCAAAAUAAAUAAA
Messenger RNA from Mesoplodon densirostris (Blainville's beaked whale), 8554 nucleotides. RefSeq names its product general transcription factor IIIC subunit 4 (gene GTF3C4). NCBI's taxonomy places the organism in Eukaryota, Metazoa, Chordata, Mammalia, Artiodactyla, Ziphiidae. The record is from RefSeq and is a predicted model, not a curated record. Gene Ontology annotation, biological process: transcription initiation at RNA polymerase III promoter. Gene Ontology annotation, molecular function: protein binding; histone acetyltransferase activity. The coding region runs from base 129 to 2582 and encodes 817 amino acids. Gene Ontology annotation, cellular component: transcription factor TFIIIC complex. The transcript has 5 exons.